Messenger RNA from Adineta ricciae, 474 nucleotides. Lineage: Eukaryota; Metazoa; Rotifera; Eurotatoria; Adinetida; Adinetidae. The record is from the annotation of a GenBank genome assembly.
AUGUUAUUUCGUCUAAUCAUCACUCUAUAUUCCAUUCAUCUAGUUCAUGCACCACAAAAAUGUGCAAUGAUAUCUAAAGGUGGUGCUACUGCAUUGCGUGUCAUGACAUACAAAAUUCGACUUGAUACUACUGCCGAUGGACCAAAUCAAUGGCAAUAUCGAAAAGCUAAUGUAGUUCAAUUAAUAAAAGAUCGAACACCUGAUCUGUUUGGCGUUCAAGAAGCUUUAGCUAGACAAAUGACGGAUUUGCAAACAGCAUUGCCUACCUACCGUCAUUAUGGUGUGGGUCGUGAUGAUGGUAAAACCAAAGGUGAAUAUUCAGCCAUAUUCUAUCGAGCUGAUCGUUUCGAUUUACUCAAAAGCGGUACUUUUUGGCUUUCGGAAACGCCAACCGUCGUUGGAAGUAAAGGAUGGGAUACAUCUAUAACGCGUAUAUGUAGUUGGACACAAGUUCGUGAUAAACNGUUCAAAUAA